Messenger RNA from Hyaloperonospora brassicae, 1680 nucleotides. The record is from the annotation of a GenBank genome assembly. NCBI's taxonomy places the organism in Eukaryota, Oomycota, Peronosporomycetes, Peronosporales, Peronosporaceae.
AUGAAAGUGCACCGCGCGCUCGUGGACGCCGCGUUCGACCGCUACGUACUGGCCACGGGCGAGGACGCACUCACUCCACGUACGACGGCACUCGCAGUACGCGCUCUAGCGCCGCUGGGCGCGGACCCGACCACGCGCAAGAAGGCGCACUGGGAGACCCGCGUGCACCACAACGCGCUGGCGCUGGACCCGUUCGCGGGCGACAGCUUCGGUGCGCCUGCUGCGUACUUUGUGAACGCGUCGUAUCAACUUGUACAGGUCCUGCAGCACCCGACGCGUGGCCUGACGCUCACGAGCGUCUACGACUUGCCACAGUGUGCGACGCGACAGGAGAACGCGUCGGUGCAAGUCGCAGGCAAAGGGCUUGUCGUGUAUUGCGACGGACACGGGACGUUGCACGCGGUGGCAGCCGAGCGCGAUCCCCACGGAGGUGCCACGUGGCGUGAAGUGUAUGAGUGUGCACCGUGGGGCGUUGUGCCGUUGCUGUUGGUGAGUGCUUCGUACGACGCCCGACACCACCGUCUGUAUGCCGUGGUGGCUGAGCCGCUAUCGGGCAAUGAAGCGGACAAAGCGUUCCGAGUCGCGGUGGUUGAUAUACUGCUGGAAGCAGCUUCUGCGACGCAGAACGACAUGGAGGUUGAUAGUGCCGAUGGCGGACGGGACCACGUGGCGUCCAGCAUUGCCGUUGUGUCGAAGUUGCCCACGCACGUCUCAUCCAGCGGACCUGAUGUGGUCAUGCUUGUGGAAGGAACGUACCAGUUGCUGAUGCCGCACGUAGCAGAGAAGCCAGAGCGAGCGUCAGUGAAUGUGCCUCCAGCAGCUACCGACGCAUCAGCGACUCCCGUGUGUCGCCGCGACGAGGACGACCUGAGCGAAGGUGAGAUAGCCGAUUUGCUGUCUACAGUUCCACGCGCAGGAAUUGGUUUCCACGGUGAUAUCACAAAGCCCAAAGGGCCUAGCGAAUUGGCAUCGGUUGACUCCACGAUGUCAUUGGGGGAGCGGUUCCGCAAGUCGAGCACGUCAUUCAGCUCGGUAGCCACGACGCUUGAUGCAGCACCUCACGCCUCGACGCGCCAUAACAAGGCAAGCAGCAGCCGCACUCUUGACCAUGCAUGUGAGGUCCCGACAGCAGAGUCCGUUCUCAGCGGCUUUGAAGAGUGUGACAGCGGUGAUCCGAAUGCUAGAGCGGCUCUCUUACGCAUCAACUGCGAGCAGCGCACGGUACGACACCAAGUGGACAUCGACUGCCUGAAGUUCCAGUUCCUCUGCCCAAGCGCCCGUGUGCGAGGCUCGAACGAUCACAAGUCAGCGCUGCUUUUCCGACACGAUGUUCACGGUCUGGUUUUCGAGCUGGAUGGGACGGAAGCUCGACCGACGCUGCGCCACACAGCCACACUCCCAGCGUUCGGCUUUGUGCAAGCUUCGAAGCAGGACAAGAAGUUCAUGUCGUUUCACGCGUCAGGUUCGUUUGCCUGUAUUGGCGAAUUCCAGCGGCGCGUGUUCGUGUACAUGGGCAGCAGCUCCGACAUCGAGCGCGAGGCGCACACACGGAAGCAGCACAUUGUGGAGUUUGGCGAUCAAGAGCUACUGGGGAUGCAACUUGUGGACGAGCAGACGCUCUUCGUCCUGACCUCGAGCCAAGUCUACUCGCUUGGGUUGGGCAGCAUAGAAAGGGCCUAA